Messenger RNA from Cataglyphis hispanica, 3121 nucleotides. RefSeq names its product protein white (gene w). Gene Ontology annotation, cellular component: plasma membrane. The record is from RefSeq and is a predicted model, not a curated record. Gene Ontology annotation, biological process: transmembrane transport. The coding region runs from base 975 to 3020 and encodes 681 amino acids. The transcript has 10 exons. Gene Ontology annotation, molecular function: ABC-type transporter activity; ATP hydrolysis activity; ATP binding. Lineage: Eukaryota; Metazoa; Arthropoda; Insecta; Hymenoptera; Formicidae.
AAAAGAAAAACGGCUCUAAAAAGACGACACGAUCGUACUGCGCGCUCUUCUUUUUCUUUCUCUCUUUCUCUCUUAUACACACACACACAAAAUGUAAGAUAAGAUAAUGAUCUCUAAUACACUCUAGAAAAUAAAAAAAUAAAUAAUGUUGCAGACUGCGUCACACAAUGUCGCAUAUUCAUAUCAUCAUUAUCAUUCUCUUAACUAGUGCAUUAUAUUUAAAUUGUUUAAAGUAACUCAUAUAUAUAUAUAUAUAUAUAUAUAUAUAUAUAUAUAUAUAUACACACGCAUAAUAUUAUACUAUAGCGUCAGAUACAUGUAUGUGUGUACAUCAUGAAAUCCCUCGAUCGAGUUUAAUUUCGUUAUCGCGUAUUCUUAAUUUUUACGAAUGAAUUUAUCCGAAAAUAAACCCGGUCAGAGGGACUGUAUAAAGAGAGAUAGGGUGAUUGCACACGCGUCGGGACCCGACGGAGAGGGGCGUUUCUCACGACCGAUUCGCGCGCGAUAUAUAUCGUCGUUCACGCGUCGUAUAUGCAGGUAGUGCGUACACGCAUUCGCGAUACCGCGACGAAAAGAAGCCGGGUUCUCUCGUUCUUCUGGGAGCGUUAUUAUCGUAUUGUUUCGUGCGGUUUUCGAAUACAUACACGCGACUAUAUUUUAUUCUCGCAAUUUUUUUUUUCAUCGUCUCGUAACGAUAUAUUGGAAUAUUGUAAUUUUGUACAAUGUACACAUAGAGAGAUCUGUAUUGGUCGGUAUCUGUUGUAAAUAAAAUCGAUUUCGAAAUUGUUGCGUUUUUUCCAUUGCGACUUGUAGGAAUUGUUGCAAAUUACAGCGCAAGUUACAUCACGCGUGAAUAAACACGUUCUAGUACUGCCUGUAAUUAAUAUCAGAGAUCGUCUUAUUUUUUUUAAUCAAGUGUACUUGUCAGUGCGUCUGCGAGAAAGGAAAGACUAACAGUAUAGUCGUCUAGAAAAAUGACGGCUACCGAGGAAACGGAGCCGUUGAUAUCCACGACGCCGACGACUUCCGCGGGUAAAAGUCACAGGAUCACUUAUCAUACAAUCUCCUUUGAAGCAAACGAAAGAGAUAGAUUGCAUGACGGAAGCCCCGAGAACUCCUUUAGUCUAAAACCGAUUUCGAGUGCACCGAUAGGCGUGAAUUUCAACAACGAAAUCUCCAUCAACAGAAUUACCUACGCGUGGAGCGACGUGAAUGUUUAUUAUAGCACGAAAACCGACAGGAUUUGGGAUCAGUUGAUGUUUAGACCUCGAAAGUCCAUCGCACAAAAGCACAUAUUAAAAGAUGUGUGCGGAGCGGCAUAUCCCGGCGAAUUGCUCGUAAUCAUGGGUGCAUCGGGUGCAGGCAAGACGACUUUACUAAACGCGCUGACAUUUCGCACAACACGUGGGGUAUCCGCGACCGGUCUAAUGGCCGCCAACGAUCGAAGAAUAUCACCGGGCGUUCUCACCUCGAGGAUGGCUUACGUGCAGCAGGACGAUUUAUUUAUCGGCACAUUGACGGUGACGGAGCACCUAAUGUUUCAGGCGAUGGUGCGAAUGGAUCGUCACAUAUCUCGUCACCAGAGAAUCAAGCGGGUCAAUGAAGUCAUCGACGAGCUUGCCCUUUCGAAAUGUCGAAACACCACGAUAGGAAUACCCGGUAAAGUGAAGGGUCUUUCGGGCGGUGAGAUGAAAAGAUUGUCCUUCGCUUCCGAAGUACUGACUGAUCCUCCGCUGAUGUUCUGUGAUGAACCGACAUCCGGCUUGGAUUCCUUCAUGGCUCAUCAGGUUGUUUCCAUCUUGAAGACUUUGGCGGCAAGUGGUAAAACAAUCGUCGUCACUUUACAUCAACCUUCGUCGGAGCUGUUUGUUCUAUUUGACAAAAUUCUAUUGAUGGCCGAAGGAAGAGUCGCCUUCAUGGGUACAGCCGCGCAAGCUUGUGCCUUCUUCAAAACGCUUGGCGCAGCUUGUCCCAGCAAUUACAAUCCUGCAGAUUACUUCGUGCAAAUGUUGGCUGUGGUACCAGGACGCGAGUUGGCCUGCAGACACGCUAUCAAAACGACGUGCGACACCUUUCGGAGCAGUGAAUACGGAAGAAAGAUCAUUACAGAAGCAGAAACAGUUCAUGGCGAAUUCGAGAAUUCCCCCAAGUAUCAUUCCAAAGGGCAGUCGCCUUACAAGGCGAGCUGGUGCGAGCAGUUUCGCGCGGUUCUAUGGCGUUCCUGGUUGUCAGUGAUCAAGGAACCACUUCUCAUCAAAGUUCGCCUCUUACAGACCGUAAUGAUCUCGCUAUUGAUCGGUGUCACUUACUUCGGCCAGCGAAUCGAUCUGGACGGCGUGAUGAAUAUCAAUGGCGCUCUAUUCAUUUUCCUCAGCUGUAUGACUUUCCAGAACGUCUUCGCUGUCAUUAAUGUAUUCUGCGCCGAAUUACCGGUGUUCCUUCGCGAGCACAGAAAUGGCAUGUAUCGCACCGACGUCUACUUCAUCUGUAAAACGCUGGCGGAAGCGCCGAUAUUCUUAGCGAUACCGUUGAUGUUCACCAUAAUCGUUUAUCCCAUGAUCGGUCUCUAUCCUGAUGUGAGGCAUUUCUUUGUCGCCGCCGCUGUGUUGAUUCUCGUGGCCAACGUGUCGACCUCGUUCGGCUAUCUGAUAUCCUGUAUCAGCAACAGCGUGACUACGGCUCUCUCCAUUGGGCCUCCGGUGAUAAUACCGUUCUUGCUGUUCGGUGGCUUCUUCCUAAACACGGCGUCCGUGCCGUCCUAUUUUUUCUGGUUCUCAUAUUUGUCCUGGUUCCGUUAUGGUAACGAGGCUCUUUUGGUCAACCAAUGGUCAGAAAUCGACUCUAUAGACUGCACUGCAAGCAACGUCACGUGUCCGAAAUCGGGACGCACCGUUCUUCAAAUUUACAAUUUCAGGGAGGAGAACUUCCCCAUGGACAUCCUCUGCUUGUUCGCGCUUAUCGCGGCGUUCCGUCUCCUGGCGUUUUUCGCCUUACUGUCAAAAACUCGCCGUGCGAAGUAACGCAUAUCAUUGUCUUAUGAAAGAACAAUUUUCGGCCUUAUUGCAUGUGUAAUAUAUUUCUAUAAUAAAUAAUUUUAACAAUAAAUAAUUUUAAAAGACAA